CCAUUUUAAAGCAGACGGAGGAAAACACCAAGUCUGAAGAAAGUUUUCACCAAACAGCUUCCCUCAGUGUUCAACGUUACCAGCUGAUCACUCAUGAACUCCUGUAGAGCAGGGGGCCAUAAUGGCAAAACUUAAAGAGGAGCUCUUGAAUAUUCUUUUAAACUUAAAAGAAGAUGAUUUCAACCAGUUCAAAUGGUUCCUGGAGCAGGAUGACAUCCUGGAGGGCUUUAAAGGCAUCCCAGUGGCUCAUCUGGAGAAUGCAGCAAGGACACAGACAGUGGAUCUGAUGGUACAGAAACAUCAGGAUCAUGGAGCUCUGCAGCUAACAAAGAAGGUUUUAGAAAACAUCGGCAGGAAUGAUCUGGUACAGCGUUUACAAAACUUCCAACCAGAACCAAAAGCAGAUAGUUGGCACAAGGUUUUAGGUAACUAUGAUUUCAUUCUGACAAGGAAAUGUCAACAAGUGACUGAUGGAACUGAUGUAUCAGGAAAAAAAACCCUCCUCAAAAAGAUUUACACUAAGGUCUACAUCACAGAAGUACAGAGUGAAGAGGAUAACGCCCAACAUGAAGUGAGGCAGCUUGAAACAGUUUCCAAGACCCUCCAUGACACUCCGAUCGAGUGCCACGACAUCUUUAACGUCUUACCUGGCCAAGAGGAACACAUCAUCAAAGUUGUUCUGACGAGCGGCGUCGCUGGCGUUGGAAAAACCUUCUCAGUGCUGAAGUUCAUUCUGGACUGGGCACAGCGCUCCAAAAACCAAGAUAUCAGUCUGCUGAUUCCACUUUCGUUCAAGGAACUGAACGUGGUCAAAGAUGAGCCGCACAGUCUGCUCACACUGAUCCGUCGUUUCUAUCCAACAUUAAAGAACGUCACAGAAGAGAUGCUUGACUCUGAAGACUUUAAAGUUUUAUUCAUCUUUGACGGCCUGGAUGAAAGCAGACUGUCACUGGAUUUCGAGAACAAUGAGGAUGUGUCUGAUGUCACACAGACGUCAUCAGUGAGCGUGCUGUUGACAAACCUCAUCAAGGGGAAUCUGCUUCCACAGGCUCUCAUCUGGAUCACUUCCAGACCUGCAGCAGCCAAUCAGAUCCUAGAUCAGGAUUGUGUUGACAGGAUAACAGAAGUACGAGGCUUCACUGAUGACCAGAAGGAGGAGUACUUCAAGAAGAGAUUCAGUGAUGAAGAGCUGUCCAGCAGAAUCAUCUCACACAUCAAGACAUCCAGGAGCCUCCACACCAUGUGUACCAUCCCAGUCUUCUGCUGGAUCAUUGCUAGAGUUGUGAAGCGCAUGUUGACUCCAGAACAGAGAGGAGAGCUGCCAAAGACCAUGACUGACCUGUACUCACACUUCAUGCUGGUUCAGACAAAGAGGAAGAAGAACAAGUAUGAUGAGGGACAUGAGACCAAAAAACAGAAGCUGACGAAGGCUGACAGUGAAUUUCUUCUGAAGCUGGGGAGGCUGGCGUUUGAACAUCUGGAGAAAGGAAACAUCAUCUUUGACCAAGAAGACCUGGAGCAGUGUGGUCUUGAUGUCACAGAGGCCUCGGUGUUAUCAGGAUUUUUUACAGAGAUCUUCAAAACAGAGUGUGUGAUCUUCGAUGAAAAAGUCUACAGCUUUGUUCAUCUGAGCAUUCAGGAGUUUCUGGCUGCAGUCUACAUGUACCACUGUUAUACCAACAGGAACACAGAGGUACUGAAGUCCUUCCUGGGAGAAGACUACAGCUACUCAUCCCUGGAUGACUUCCUGGAGAGAGCCAUGAAGAAAUCUCUCUACAGUAAAAAUGGCCACCUGGACCUGUUUGUCCGCUUCCUUCAUGGCCUCUCUCUGAAGUCCAACCAAAGUCUCUUAGGAGACCUGCUGGGAUGGACAGAAAACAGUCCAGAAACCAUCCAGACAGUCAUCAACAACCUGAAGACGAUGAACUUUUGGGAUAUCUCUCCUGACAGAAGCAUCAACAUCUUCCACUGUCUGAUGGAGAUGAACGACCACCUAGUACAUCAGGAGAUCCAAGAGUUCCUGAAGUCAGAGAACAGAUCAGAGAAGAGACUCUCUGUGAUCCACUGCUCAGCUCUGGCCUACAUGCUGCAGAUGUCAGAGGAGGUUCUGGAUGAGUUGGACCUGGACAAGUACCACACAUCAAACGCGGGACAACUGAGACUGAUCCCAGCUAUAAGAAACUGCAGAAAGGCUCGACUUUGUGUCGAAGAACUCUCAGACCCCCAGUAUGAAGUUGUGGCCUCAGCUCUGAAGUCCAACCCUCAUCUGACAGAGCUGGACCUGAGUGCCAACCUCCUGCGUAAUUCAGCAGUGAAGCUUCUGUGUGCUGGACUGGAGAGUCCAAACUGUAAACUGAAGACUCUGAGAUUGAGUAAUUGCACAUUGUCGGAGAUCAGCUGUGCUUCUCUGGCCUCAGCUCUGAAGGCCAACCCCUCCCAUCUGAGAGAGCUGGAUCUGAGUAGAAACAAGCUUCAGGACUCAGGAGUGGAGUUUCUGUGUGAUUUUCUGAAGAACCCAGACUGUAAACUGAAGACUCUGAGAUUGUGGAGCUGCAGGUUGUCAGAGAUCAGCUGUGCUUCUCUGGCCUCAGCUCUGAAGUGCAACCCCUCCCAUCUGACAGAGCUGGAUCUGAGCUGGAACAAGCUGAAGGACUCAGGACUGAUGCUGCUGUGUGAUUUUCUGAAGAGUCCAGAAUGUAAAGUGAAGAAUCUGAGAUUGUUUCGCUGCAGUUUGUCAGAGACCAGCUGUGCUUCUCUGGCCUCAGCUCUGAAGCGUGAUUCCUCCCAUCUGACAGAGCUGGAUCUGAGAUACAGCGAGCUUCAGGACUCAGGACUGAAACUGCUUUGUGAUUUUAUGAAGAGUCCACACUGCAGACUGAAGACUCUGAGAUUGAUUGGCUGCAGAUUGUCAAAUAUCAGCUGUGAUUAUCUGGCCUCAGCUCUGAAGGUCAACCCCUCCCAUCUGAGAGAGCUGGAUCUGAGUGACAACGAGCUUCAGGACUCAGGAGUGAAGCUGCUCUGUGAUUUUCUGGAGAGUCCAGACUGCAGACUGAAGAUUCUGAGUCUGUAUGAGUGCAGGUUGUCAGAGAUCAGCGGUGGUUUUCUGGUCUCAGCUCUGAAGCACAACCCCUCCCAUCUGACAGAGCUGGAUCUGAGUCACAACGAGCUUCAGGACUCAGUAUUGGAGCUGCUCUGUGAUUUUCUGAAGAGUCCAGACUCUAGACUGGAGAGUCUGAGAUUGUUUCGCUGCAGUUUGUCAGAGAUCAGCUGUGCCUCUCUGGUCUCUGCUCUUAAGUACAACCCCUCCCACCUUAGAGAGCUGGAUCUGAGAUGGAACAACCUGAAGGAUUCAGACGUGAAGCUCCUGUGUGAACUAAAGGAGAGUCCAGACUGCAGACUGGAGACUCUGAGCUGGAAGAUACCUGUGCCAGACUAUCUGUCUCUGUAUGAAGAGGCUAAGUAUACAUCAUGAACAUCCAGGAGUGUUGAGAGAGGAUCAGCUGGAUCCUGAUGAUCCAUCUGGA
Messenger RNA from Scomber japonicus (chub mackerel), 3524 nucleotides. Its product is annotated as NACHT, LRR and PYD domains-containing protein 12-like. The transcript has 12 exons. Bases 122 to 3472 code for a protein of 1116 amino acids. Gene Ontology annotation, molecular function: protein binding. The record is from RefSeq and is a predicted model, not a curated record. Lineage: Eukaryota; Metazoa; Chordata; Actinopteri; Scombriformes; Scombridae.